AUGCCAGUUGCAACAAUUGAAACAAAAUCUGUAAAAAUUGAUGAUGAUUUAACUGAUUUAUCAUGGCUUAUACAAAUGAAUAAUAAUAAUAAUAAUAAUAAUAAUAAUAAUAAACAACCAUUUUCAAUAUCAAAUGGAUAUAAUCAUGAAAAUAGAAAUAAAAAAAUUGAACGAAUUAAUAAACCAUUUGCUGUUGUAAAUGGUCAAACAAUUCGUUCAUCAAUACCAACAUUUUCUCGUGAUCAUCAAUAUUCAAAUGAAGAAAAUCAAUUUUAUUCUCAACAAUCAUUAAAUAAUCAAACAAUGAAACGUAAAUUUGAUUCAACAUUAUCAUAUCAUCAUCAUCAUCAUCAACCAAAACGUUUUCAAUCCGAACAAACUCUUCCAAUACAUCCAAUAUCAUCAUUAUCAUCUGAAUCAUUCUAUAUUAAUCGUUCACCAUCUUGUAUACCACAACGAACAUCUAUGCCAACAACAUCACGAUAUAUGUUACUCAAAAAUGAUCCAUCACUUUCUGAUACAAUAUCAACUGUUCCUAUGUCGACAAAUUUAAAUGAAUCAAUGGAACAUAAAAAUAUUUAUUCUGAUGAUAUUGAACAUUUAUUAGAUAUAUUUAAAAAUGAAGUAGAAAUGAUUGGACUUGAUCCAAUAGCAACAACAAGUGCAGGUGAUUGUGCUAUUGAUUUCGGUCAUUGUUUACCAUCAAAUGAAUUUUGUCCUUAUUGA
Molecule: messenger RNA, 726 nt
Organism: Rotaria sordida
Lineage: Eukaryota; Metazoa; Rotifera; Eurotatoria; Philodinida; Philodinidae
Source: the annotation of a GenBank genome assembly